AUGCACUUCUUCGCAGCAUGUACUUGCUUAUGGCUGGUGGCCCCGAUGGUUUUCGCCGACUUUGCUCUCGACUCUCCAGCUCUCAAUGCUCAACAAUUCCCGAUUGGACUGCCGCAAGACGGCCCUCUCACUCUCACGCGAACGACGACAAGGACGAGAUAUGACUUCGAGUACCACACCCUCACCAUGACAGAAGAAACUUCGAUCCCUGCGCAGACGACAGCCGAGCAUGCCAAUGAAGCGACAGACCCGGGCACGGCCUCGUGCGGCGAAACGGCGUGUGCAGUGUGCAGGUGGACAUCCAGCGAGUGCGAAUAUGGAACAACAGAAUGCCAUGAAUGCGACGCAAAGGCGUACUGCCAGUGUUGA
Molecule: messenger RNA, 369 nt
Organism: Zymoseptoria tritici IPO323
Lineage: Eukaryota; Fungi; Ascomycota; Dothideomycetes; Mycosphaerellales; Mycosphaerellaceae
Exons: 2
Coding region: 1-369 (122 amino acids)
Source: RefSeq, a predicted model, not a curated record